AUGACGACGAUUUUCGAAGCUCCAGUGAAGAAGGGCGUGAAAAGAGGACGUGAGCCAGCGGCGAAGAAGGAGACAACAACAGCAACCAAGGCUCGCGAACCGCCGGCAAAGAAGGUCAAGAAGGCCGCUGAGGAGCUGCCGUGGCCCGACAUCGUGCAGGAAGGUACUGAAGACGAACCCACGCCCAAGGCCAAGGCCAAGACCAAGGCCAGCGCCGCCAGCACGCGCCCCACUCUGCGGGCCAAGCGGCGGCCAACGGAAGCGGUGAAAGAGGAAGAAGAGGAGGAGGUGGAGGCACAGCCGAAGCGGAGCACGCCGACCAAGAAGAAGGCGAAGAAGGCGCACACCAAGCAGCAGGAGGAGGUGGCGGCGGCGGACGACAUCCCGUGGGACGACGACGUGGAGGACGUGGACGACAUCCCGUGGGACCAGCCCACCACCACCGCCACUACGCCCACCAAGAAGGCCGCCACCGCGAGGACGACGAGAGGCGAGACUCCCGGCGAGAGUCCGGGCAAGAAGAGCAAAGCGGCGGCGGCGGCAGCGAAGCCCGAGCCGAAGAGUCCCGUAAAGAAGGUGAAGCCGUCCGAGGCCAAGAGCCCCGCCAAGAGCCCGGCCAAGUCGACCACCACGACCGUGAUCGAGAGGAAGACCCCUGUCGUCGAGAAGAAGGUCGUCGAAGCCAAACCCGCGCCCGCCAAGAGAGGCGGCGGUGGCGGCGGCUAUCCGUUCUGGAUGCAGAAUAGGGCCGGUCCGCCGCACCUGGGCAUGAAGGACUUGCCCGAGGGCAAGCCGUGGUGCCUGUGGGGCAAGGUGUUCAUGUGCACCGGCGUGCUGGACUCGCUCGAGCGCGAUGACUGUUUCACGCUCAUCGAGCACUACGGGGGCACGGUAGCUAAGAGCGUCACCAAGAAGCUCACCCACGCUGUUGUCGGCACCGACGCCGGAGCCAAGAAGCUCGAGCAGAUUGAGGCGCGGAAGGCGCAGGGGCUCGUCGCCCUGGACGAGGAUGGCCUCUUCGACCUCAUCCGCAACUCGCCGGAGCAUAGGCCGUCAGCGGCGGAGAUCGCCAAGUUCAACAAGCAGCGCAAGACCGAAGGCGCUCCCGCCAAGCCCAAGGCUCUCCAAACCGCCGCCCCGCUCCUUCCUUCCCCCACGCCCGCUUCGGCCGAAGAAGAGCAGAAGAAGGGACCCGAGUUGUGGGUGGAAAAGUACAAGCCCAAGUCGACGAAGGAGGUCAUCGCCAACCCCGCGGCGGUGAAGAAGCUGCAGGACUGGCUGCAGGGGUGGCAGCGAUCGGAGGUGCAGCGCGCCAAGCGUGGAGAGGCGCCCGCUCGCGGUGCCACACAGAAGAACGCCGCCCUGCUCAGCGGACCGCCCGGCAUCGGCAAGACCACGACCGCCCACCUGGUCGCCGCCGAGUGUGGCUACUACGCGCUCGAGUUCAACGCCUCCGACACCCGCUCCAAGAAGAUGAUCAAGGAGCACCUGGCCCAGUCGACCGAAAACAGAGGCCUGGCCGAAUUCUUCACCGGUCGUGGAGGGGAAGACGGGAAGACGGUGCUGAUCAUGGACGAGGUGGACGGCAUGUCGUCCGGCGACAGAGGAGGCAUGGCCGAGAUCAUCGCCCUCAUCAAGAAGACCCACAUUCCCAUCAUCUGCCUGUGCAACGACCGCGCCUCGGCGAAAGUCCGCUCCCUGGCGAACUACUGCCUGGACAUCCAGCUCCAGAAGCCCACCACCCAGCAGAUCCUGGGCCGCGUGACGCAGAUCCUGCAGCGCGAGAACAUCGCCAUCGACAACGCCACACUCACCCGCAUCGUCGACGCAUCGAACGGCGAUGUGCGUCAGCUGCUGAACAUGCUGCAGAUGCUCACGGUCAAGUCCAAGGACCUCGGCACCCUCUCCGCGCCCGAACUGCAGGAGAGGCUGCGCACGAGCCUCAAGGAGGUGGAGCUGGGUCCGCUCGACGCCGUGAACAAGCUCUUCAACGCCACGGAGUACCAGAAGCUGUCGCUCGACGCCAAGCUGGACCUCUACUUCAUCGACCCGUCGUUCGUGCCCCUCUUCAUCCAGGAGAACUACCUCCACUGCAGGCCGCGGCGGGCGCGCAAUGUGAGCCGCAACCCGGAGGUGGAGCGGCUGGUGGAGAUGGAUCUGAUCUCGCAGGCGGCCGACUCCUUCUCGGAGGCCGACCUGUUCGACGUGGCCAUCCACCGCGACCAGGACUGGUCGCUGGCGCCCAUCCACGGCGUGUUCUCGGCCAUCCGACCUGCCGAGUUCAUGACGGGCAACCUGGCGGGCCGCAUCGACUUCCCCAAGUGGCUGGGCAAGUUCUCGUCGCGCAAGAAGCGGUUCCGUCUGCUCACCGAGCUCGCCGUGCGCAUGAGCGCCACCACCUCGGGCGACAAGGCCCUGCUCCGCCUCGACUACCUCCCGCACCUCGUGCGGCCUCUCACGGCCCCGCUCGCGAAGAAGGGCGCCGACGGCAUCGACGAGGUGCUCGCCCUCAUGGACGCCUACGGGAUCACCCGCGAGGACUGGGACACGGUGCUCGAGCUCAUGGAGCUGGGCGACAAGGACUGGGCCAAGUCGAUCCCCACCAACGUCAAGACCGCCUUCACCCGCAAGUACAAGGCCGCCCACCUGGCCGUCAAGUCGGCCCCCGCCCGCAAGGGCACCGUCAACUACGUCCUCCCGGAGGAGGCCGCCGCACAGGGCCGCGACGGCGACGACGAGGGCGACGACGCCUUCAACGACGAUGAGGCGGGCGAGGGCGAGGGUGACGAAGGCGACAGCAUGAUCGUGGCCCGUGCCUCCAAGAAGGGCGCGGCCAAGGGAGCCAAGGGAGGCGCCAAGAAGCCCGCCGCACGAGGAGGCGCCGCGGGACGAGGGCGAGGCCGCGGGGAGACAGCCAAGGCCAAGGCCAAGUAA
Acanthamoeba castellanii str. Neff is the source of this 2934-nucleotide messenger RNA. RefSeq names its product replication factor rfc1 c terminal domain containing protein. NCBI's taxonomy places the organism in Eukaryota, Discosea, Longamoebia, Acanthamoebidae. Bases 1 to 2934 code for a protein of 977 amino acids. The record is from RefSeq and is a predicted model, not a curated record. Gene Ontology annotation, biological process: DNA replication; DNA repair. Gene Ontology annotation, molecular function: ATP hydrolysis activity; ATP binding; DNA binding. Gene Ontology annotation, cellular component: DNA replication factor C complex; nucleus. The transcript has 10 exons.